UCAAUAUUAUCGCAUAUGCAUUUUAUGAUCGUGUCAUUGAUUCUAAGACAACGGGCUACCUGUGUCUCGCCCAGCGGUGUUCCACGUAUCCAAGAUGGCGGGCCAAAAAGCACUGUUUUCAACUUUCUACCAAGAUAUCUCCUGACGCUUCCACAGAAGAAGUUCUUAGCUGUUACUUGGGAUAAAAUGGACUUUUCGAAGUUUUCUAAUGACAAUUUUGACGUCAAGGAGUGGGUGAAUUCAGCGUUGCGCGCCCGCGAUGACAAGAUCCCUGUUGAUGCCCAUGCCUCCACGCUUGUCAUGAAGCUUCAACUUUUCAUUCAGGAAGUAAAUAAUGCCCUUGAAGAAACCAGCGUGCAGGCAGUUAACAAUAUUCCAAGAGUUGUGAGAGAAAUAGACAAUGUCCAGCAUGAAGCGUCUCUUUUGAGGGAACAGAUGCACAUGGUCAAGGAGGAUAUUAAAAAGGUUGAAGAGAACACUGCUCAGUCGAUGAAAAUGCUGAUGGAAUUGGACACAGUCAAGUCUCACAUGCAAGCGGCGUCCCAAGGGCUACAGGAGGCUGAUAACUGGACUACCCUCUCAUCCGAUGUUGAUAAAGUGUUUGAGUCUGGCGAUAUCAUAGCUAUAUCAGAUAAACUUGUUGGAAUGCAUAAGAGUCUGAAUGUACUCCAAGAUGUCCCAGAUUAUGCAGAGCGUCGUCGCAUGCUUGAAGGAUUAAAAAACAGACUGGAAGCCUUGUUGAGCCCAAAGAUCGUGGCUGCCUUCAACAACCAUUGUCUAGAUGAAACCAAAAGUUAUGUCAAAAUAUUUACUGCUAUCGACAGACUUGACCAGUUACAGAACUAUUACAUCAGAUGUCAUAAGACCAAGCUGCAACAGGCGUGGAACAAUACUCGGACAGAAGACCCCAAUCGACCUAUGGUAGACUGGUUAGCCACCUUUUACGAUGUUAUACUCUCGACAUGGCAUACUGAGGUCACGUGGUGUAGUCAAGUCUUCCCUGAGCCUGGGACGGUUCUGUGUGUUCUUUUGACCCAGGCCCUUACCCACCUGACCCCGUCUCUACCGCAGUGUAUCACAGAGUACAUCAAGGAUGAUGAUAACGUACUGGUGCGACUCAUUGAGCUUAGACAGGUAUCCACAAGGUUUGCCCUCGGCUUAGAAACAGCCAUCAAUCAACAACAAUCAAAGUGCAAUCCAGCAUCCAUCACUACCCUCGUGGAUGCUGUCUUCUCCCCCUACACCCACUACCUACUAGACUACCCCUCCCUCCAGCAGACACACCUCUCCUCCCGGCUACAGGGGAUACCCCUCAGGGUGGAGGGGUUCCUGGAGAUGGCAGGGCUGAUGGCGGAGUCGGUAGAUCAUGUAUUCUGCCUGGCUGAUGAGGCUGUCAAUCACUGUGUUCUGCUUACUGAUGGUUAUGCUGCCUGCUGCCUUUGUCAGGUGCUUGAGGAGUUCUUCAGCGCUUAUGCUGGAAGUCUGGGAGAAUGUAUAACACAUCUCAGGCAGCAGUGUCGACUGGAUCAGGAAUCCUCCCCCCUCCCCCCCUCAGAAGAAAUGCAUGAGGACUGGACUCUCUUUCAGAAUGCCUUCCGGUUAAUCCAGAUCUGUGGUGAUCUGAUGAUAAGGCUGCGGUCACAUGACAGGAACUUGCGUGAUAUGUUGACCUCAUGUGGCAGCGACAUCAGUGGCAAAGGGACUGGUGACCGGUCCAGGCCCGCUCGUCCCUUCAAAUGGUACAACUACUUGCAGAAGGAGAGGCCAACUGACUUCAACACUUUACUCGAGUUUAUACAGAAACUUCAGACAGCAGAUGAUGGCAACAGUGAUGUGACUAUCCUACAGACCGUGCACGAACAGAUGCAGGCACUGAACGAGCAGGCUCACAGGCUGGCAUUUGACAUCACGUUCGUCCCAAUUCGUCAGCAACUGGAUGUCAUGCCACGUCUUGAGGUCUGGUCAGCGGUAUCUGCAGAGUCGGGCUCAGCUUUAAGAAGUGAACUGCCGAUCUUCAGCCUCUCACCGCAGGGCUACAUAACCCACAUUGGCGACCAUUUGCUAACCCUGCCUCAGCAGCUUGAACCGUUCAUCACCCAAGAAAACAUGGCACUGAGCACAGCUAUGAAAAUGGGCAAACUGCCCUACCCUCCCGACCCUGGCAGUCGUGAGGAGGACCCCGCUAGCCAAUGGCUCGGUUCUAUAGCCCGCGGCACAAUGCAUACGUAUGUCGAGGGGAUUCUCCGACUGCACCAACUCACAGCUUAUUCCUGCCGACAAAUGAUCGCUGAUAUUGAGUACCUCUGUAACGUGCUUGAAGCCCUUGAAGUAGAACCUACGCCAGACCUGAAAGGCAUUGAUCUGUUGUUACGUGCCAGUCCUGACGAGUUUCAUGACAUAGCCGCCGAGCACAACGUUCAGGACAGAAUCCAGAUAGCUCUUUCAGGGAUAAGGAAAAUACGCUGACGAAAUGUGGGCUUGGAAGAAUACAGAUAGCUCUUCCAAGGAUGAGGAAAAACACUGACGAAAUGUGGGCUUGGAAAAAUACAGAUAGCGUUUAGUAAGGAAUGUACACAAAAGGACAUGAAAUACAAAUGAAAUACAGAAAUAUAAACUGAAA
Messenger RNA from Nematostella vectensis (starlet sea anemone), 2620 nucleotides. Its product is annotated as conserved oligomeric Golgi complex subunit 7. NCBI's taxonomy places the organism in Eukaryota, Metazoa, Cnidaria, Anthozoa, Actiniaria, Edwardsiidae. The transcript has 20 exons. Gene Ontology annotation, cellular component: COG complex. The record is from RefSeq and is a predicted model, not a curated record. Gene Ontology annotation, biological process: Golgi organization; retrograde vesicle-mediated transport, Golgi to endoplasmic reticulum; intracellular protein transport. The coding region runs from base 16 to 2466 and encodes 816 amino acids.